Suillus subalutaceus is the source of this 1163-nucleotide messenger RNA. RefSeq lists its product as uncharacterized. The record is from RefSeq and is a predicted model, not a curated record. Bases 410 to 922 code for a protein of 170 amino acids. The transcript has 3 exons. Lineage: Eukaryota; Fungi; Basidiomycota; Agaricomycetes; Boletales; Suillaceae.
CGAUAUGAAGGAGGGCUCAGGGCACUACACACUCAGGCAACAGACAUCUCAUGAAGUCAUGUCCCUGAACGUUUGACAGUGCCGAGUCCACCAGAGGUGCAAGAGCCUUACACCAACCGCAAACCAUCUACUCCCACUUCUCUUACAGCUACGACUCGUCCUCCCAUUUCUGUGAACACCAGGUUCAACAAGGGUUUUCUGGAACUCUCUCAGCUUUCACCGAGCCAGCGGACACCUGUGUUACAAGAUGAUUUCGUUCCACGAUCUAUUCUUGCUCGUGCAGCUACAUUCGAUGGUAGCUCGGAUGACCCAUUAUCCACCACACGGUCUUUUCUGAACCCCCACUGGCAUACAUUGGCAGUGCCAAACUCCCCAGACCGUGAACCCAUAAGCCGACUAGGCACAACCGAUGCCACACGUGACGAGGACGAUGCAACUGCUACCUGGCUUUUUUGAUAGCAAUGUUCCAUAUAAUGACCAUGUGCCCUUUCAACCCUCUUUCGCCGCACUCCCUCUAAUAUUAAUGAAGCAACCAAACUCCAUCAGCGCGCCAAGGCGAUUUAUUUUCUCCUGUCCCAGUCCUCGUGUCGUCGAUAGUGCGAGACAGACAAGUAUGUCUUUAUUUGGGUCGAUUUCCAACCACUGGGGUUCAAUGAUUUCUGUGCAGACACUGUUUGUUGCUCCGCCACGGCAAACGAUAACACAAACACGGCAGCCACACGGCCAAUCACAUGGCCAAGCUCAGUCAUCAUCGUUGCAAUCCCAGCCUAUUGCCGCCUCGACGCUCACAACACCUCCUGCUCCUGAUACUAAUACUGCUACACCAGGUGCAGCAACCGUGCGGAUAAACCUACUUCCCUCGUUGGCUCGUCUCGUGCCCCUUCUUUGCUGUGCAUCCCUUCCACAUACCAACGGUCAUUAAUUUUACUACAGGUGCAGCACACGUAUUUCAUCUUUACUUCUAGCUCUCUUCAUUGUCACUGCCUAAGUUCUCGACACGCAAACAUAUCCCGCGUGGGGAUCAGACAAUCAAGCAUCACCUUAUGCCGCCUCCUUGUCGUUCACGUUUCUAACCGGUGCAUUCCAGUAUCAUUGGACCAACCACGUCUACUCGACCCUUUGACCAACGCUUCAACCACCUUCAGUUGCUCCUAGCCCUUGAC